This is a messenger RNA of Ricinus communis (castor bean), 657 nucleotides long. RefSeq names its product probable calcium-binding protein CML29. The coding region runs from base 12 to 518 and encodes 168 amino acids. Gene Ontology annotation, molecular function: calcium ion binding. The record is from RefSeq and is a predicted model, not a curated record. The transcript has a single exon. NCBI's taxonomy places the organism in Eukaryota, Viridiplantae, Streptophyta, Magnoliopsida, Malpighiales, Euphorbiaceae.
CUUCAGCAGAAAUGCAAAGACAAGUUCUCAUUCUUUUCCUCAGCAUAUCCAUGGCUCUGACCGCAUCCCUCUCUGCAGAAAUCGAGACAUUGAACCAAGUCUUGUGUCUGGUGGAGGCGUUUAGAGCCUUUGACUCGGACAAUGAUGGUUCGAUUACAACUGCUGAGCUUGGUGGCAUCUUGGGAUCACUUGGCUACAAUGCUAGCAAACAAGACGUGAGGGCAAUGAUGCAGCAAGGAGACACUAACAAGGAUGGUUUACUUAGCAUGGACGAGUUCCUGGAGAUGAACACAAAGGAUAUUGAACUUGGUGUGCUAGGAAACAUUCUCAAGACAGCCUCUGAAGCUCUUGACGCCGAUGAGGCUGUGACGCCGGGGGAGUUAUGUGAAGUUAUACAGAACGGGGGAACAGAUAUUUCCUUGGAGACUUGCCAGCAUAUUGUUGCUUCCAUGGAUGGGGAUGGGGAUGGGGCUAUUACCUUUGAGGACUUGCAGCUAAUAGUUAAUUCCCUUAUCUAGUUCCAAGUCCUAGUAUAUUAUAAUCUAAUAUUAAAGAACCACUCAUAUGUAGACUGCAAUGGGUUAUGUUAUAUAAUUUUUAAGAGCAAGAAGAAACAUGUAGUAGAUCUCUUAUUACUAAUAAAUCUCUACUUGUUCA